This is a messenger RNA of Symbiodinium sp. CCMP2456, 768 nucleotides long. The record is from the annotation of a GenBank genome assembly. Lineage: Eukaryota; Dinophyceae; Suessiales; Symbiodiniaceae.
AUGGGCACCGGUGCUUCGACCUCGCCGUCGACGUCCCCGAAAUCGGCAGCCAAGCCGGCAGCAGCGAAGCCUGCGGAGACAGCGAAGAGCAGCAGGCUCUUCGUCGGCGCCAAUUGGAAAUGCAGCUUAGAGACGGUGGAGGAGGUGGACAAACUGCUCGGCGAGAUGGUGGCCUGCUUCGGCGCUGGAGGACCAGAAGGCGUUGAGCUGUGCGUCUUUGCACCCUACGUUUUCAUCGAGCGGGCGAAGUACACAUUGGGGACAGGCAUCCACGUUGGCAGCCAGAAUGCGUGGGAUGCUGCCGAGGGCUUCGCCUGCACGGGAGUGGUCUCGGCGAAGAUGCUCAAAGGAAUCGGUUGCCGGUGGGUCCUGCUCGGGCACUCUGACCGGCGCAACGUCUUGGGCGAAACGGACGCGCUCAUUAGCGCGAAAGUCAGGCAGUGCCUGGAAGCCGGCCUGAACGUGAACAUCACGAUCGGUGAGAAGGCCGAAGCCCGGAGCGCCGGGGAGGAGCUGAAAGUGCUUCAGGCACAGCUGGGGGAGGCAGCCAAAGGUGUGCCGGCGGAUGCCUGGGGAAGGCUCGGUGAACGAGAAGAAUGCCCAGGAAGAAGGGCUUUGAGGUUGUGGGAUGGGGGUGAAGGCUUCGUGGAGUACGCUUCGCUUCCGGACGUUGACGGCUUUGUCGUCGGCCGCGCGGGUUUAGACUGCACAAAGCUUUCGUCCAUCUGCAACACGCUGAAGGCCGCGAAGGAGAAGACGGAGAGCUGA